UGUGGGCCGUGCAGCUUUAAAGUGCUCGCUCCAUGAUGCCUUGCGGUGUCCCGCUCACUGUUUUUACUCGAGUGAGAGCAGAGCCGCCGCUGCUGCUGAUGUAACGGGCUACACUGACUGAAGUUCAGCGAGCGGACCCUCCUAACGGACCUCAACCGGACUACAUUUACGGACAUCGGACGAAGGGAGUCUUUACGAAACAUUAAAAGGAAAACCACAUCAUCCUCUUAAAAUCUGGGUUCUGCUCUGGCGGAGCGAAGUAACAGACCCGGACUGAGGAUUGUGGCGGUCUGGGACUGCAGACACACGCAGCAGUGAUAACAGAAGCAUGCAGACCAGAGAGCUUGCAACGGGUGCCUGCAGAGGUGAGGAAUGACAUCAUCCAGAUGAGAGGCAUGGAGCUGAAGGUAUGGGUGGAUGGAGUGCAGCGCAUCGUCUGCGGGGUCACAGAAGUCACCACAUGUCAAGAGGUUGUUAUCGCUUUGGCCCAAGCAAUAGGGCGGACAGGUCGCUACACGCUGAUUGAAAAAUGGCGCGAGACAGAGAGGCAUCUGGCACCCCAUGAGAAUCCUGUGGUUUCUCUGAAUAAGUGGGGUCAAUACGCUAGUGAUGUGCAGUUGGUGCUUCAACGUACAGGGCCAUCUCUGAGUGAGCGCCCUACCUCGGACACCUCUGAAAGAGCCCCAGAGCGCAGUUUAUACCACCAAAGUCUCCCUCCCAUGGCAAAGCUCCGCCCCACAGCCAACGACCGUUCCCUCAAACGACGCGAACCAAAACGCAAGUCCCUCACUUUCACCGGUGGUGCCAAGGGGUUACGUGAGAUCUUCGGGAAGAAUCGUGAGGGUGAGACCAAACAGAGAGCGGUAAACACAAACCGCAGCAGCACUCCGGCCCCUACACAGGAGCUGUCCCGCCUGGUGCAGUUGCAGAAGGACAAACUGCACAUCCUAGAGCAGAAACUGCAACGCUGUGAGACUGAGUUGCAGCAGCAACUGACGGAGGAAGAAGAAGAGGAGCUGGUCAAACUAGAGCAGCAGGUCCGCAGGAAUGAGGCGGAGAUGAAGGAGCAUGAAUUCUGGGAGAAUGAGUUGAAGAUUGAGCAGGACAAUGAGAGGCAACUUCGUGAGCAGCUGCAGGAACUGCGCAGCCGUGUACAGGAGUGCGAGGAACAGCUGGGAGAAUACCUGGCACGUAUUCAGUGCAUGGAAGCAGGGCUGGAGGCAGAGCGCCUGGAACAAGAGCUGAUGGAGACGCGGCUAGCGGAUGAAAUGGAGGUCCGGUCGCGACUGGACAAGGCUCGUGCCGAGCUAGACAUACAGGUGCAGCAGGCUGUAAGACUGGAGAGCAGCUGCAGAGCUAUGGAGCUUUCACUUGGGCAGUCGAACAUCAGGCUACAGGAGAGAGAGCAGGAGCUGGAACAGUUAACUAAGGAGCUCAGGCAGGUGAACCUUCAACAGUUUAUUCAACAGACUGGCACCAAAGUAACAGUUCUACCAGCAGAUCCUGGUGAGGAGGAAGCUAACACAGAGUCAGAAAAUCAGUCUGGAUCUCUGAAGCGGCUUGGAUCAGCUCGACGACUUCCCGCUGACCUACGAGCUCUGCAGAGCCCGCUGAACACAACCUUUAACCCAGAAGGCAUCUACGUCUGAUUUUGCACUGGGCAUCAACAUUUAAACACAGUCUGCACUCCCCACAUGACUUCAUAUCACUCUGGGACCAUGAAGAUUUCCUUUGGAGAGAUCAUACUCCCUGGAAUUACAGAGGUAUCUGUUGUUUGCUCUACAGAUUCAUCAACAAGCAGCGAGUGUUUUUUAUGGUGAUGAUUGCUUCAUCUUGAUGGCUGUUUGACUAAUCCAACCCAAUCAGUGCUUUCUCCAAAUCCUACAAAGACAUCUCCAGCUGAAUGUAUGCCCAGUUUCACUGGACCCAAAGCGCAGUAAGGCUUUGAAUAUGUCUUGAACACGGCAACUACUGAAAUCAGACAGAAUACAUACUGACUCAGCCUAUGUUCAAUCCAUCAAACUUCUGGUGCAAGUUAGAAAUUGCAGCAUCAUGAUGUCUUUCAUUUAUAGAAUGUUUCUGAAUCUCCGUAAACCUCAUACUCGAUGCAAUUAUGCAAGCAGAGGGAAUUUUAUGGAGAUGCAAAGAGAUUGUUAAGGAUGAUAAAUUAUGCAGUUUAAAUUUUAUGACUCAUAGUCCUGAUGAAAGCUCAUAGAAAGGGGUGGGGUUUCGCCUUAGUAUGCACUUUAUUGGCCAAAACAUCUGCUGUGGAAUUUUACUGAAAUCUUAAAAGCUGAAGAAUCAUUUUCUACGUUUGAUUACGCUAAUCAAGAAAACAGGUGCAUGCAAUAUUUUAAAACCAUGUGAGAGUGAGUAAGGGAGGUGUUUUUGCAUGAAAGCAGCAAAGGAACCUGGUUUUGUGCUGAACAGUUAAAAAGAAAAAAAAAAAGCCUUUUACAUUAUGCAAGUACAACGUAGUUACGCACAAGUCGUAAUGACUGGCCUAGAUCAAUGUGUUCUGCUUAAGCUUUCAGUGAAACUGUUUGGCCAAUAAAUGCAUUUUAAUUCUGACACGGAAUAUUUAGUUUUAUUUUCUUAUUUAGCUGAUCUCACUAAAAUCCUUAUCUAGAGUUGUCUUUUUUCCAACAUACUAGUAAAAAUCACAUCAGUUGCAUAUAUUUUAAGCAAAUCUUUAUUUCUUAUCAAACCAAAGUGUUCUGGAAGUCAUGAAUAUCUGCAUGAAUGUAAAGAUUUGUAAUUGUGUGUAUGUGCAAAGGGAAGCAGCUCCAAAAUAUUGAUAACAUGAUUUUUUUUUAUUGUUUAACUAUAGAAGUACAUGCUUCCCUUAAAGCUACAUUCACACAGAUGCAAAAUAACUCAAUUUAUUUUUUACAUUUAAUAUGGACUUAAGCAAGGAGCUCUCGGAAGUGUGUAUAAGUACUCAUUUAUAUUUGCUGUAAUAGCUUCUGAAUUUGUUUUUAUAUUUUUGUAAACCGGUUAGCUUACUUACUGGUAAGUUACUCCAAAAACACUAUUUUGCCAAAAGCCAGUAUUAACAGGAUUUUCAUGAAUGAAUCAAUCAUUUUAUCUUUUAGUAAAACAAAAAACAGGUUUGGUUUAAAGCUUUGCACAUCAUGCUAUACAUUCAAAACAAAAACCAUCUGCUUCUACAUUUAUUGAGGAUUUUAGUAGAGUAACUGAGUAGUCGUGUGAUGAUUUCACACAGAAUUAGUACUCGGAUGAUUUGCAAACGAGCAUUCGACUGUCUGAAUGGUGCAUGACUUGAACAAUGUCAUCUCUGUGUGACGAGGGAAACAUUUGAGAAGCAUGCCUUACUAAAAAAAACAAAAACAAACAAACAAAUAGCAUAUAGCAACAUAUCAAUAAGUAGCAAAGAGGACUAUUUUUAACAUAGAUU
Messenger RNA from Cyprinus carpio (common carp), 3418 nucleotides. It is a transcript of the gene rassf8b, whose product is annotated as Ras association domain family member 8b. Gene Ontology annotation, biological process: signal transduction. Lineage: Eukaryota; Metazoa; Chordata; Actinopteri; Cypriniformes; Cyprinidae. The record is from RefSeq and is a predicted model, not a curated record.